This is a messenger RNA of Phytophthora sojae, 318 nucleotides long. RefSeq lists its product as hypothetical. The record is from RefSeq and is a predicted model, not a curated record. The transcript has a single exon. The annotation marks the transcript as partial. NCBI's taxonomy places the organism in Eukaryota, Oomycota, Peronosporomycetes, Peronosporales, Peronosporaceae.
AUGUCCACGACACCACCUGCGCCAGCAUCGCUUGCGCCGCCGGCCAGAACGAUGCCGCCUCCGGUCGCAGCGCUAGACGAACCGACACCGCCAGUUAAGGCGACGCCUCCAGCAACACCAGAUGACGCCGUCAGAGAUCCGCCGCGCACACUCACCGAGCCGCCACCCGUAGUGCUAUCCGUACUAUCGCCGGCAACAACUUCGACCGUGCCGCCGGCAGCACUGCGACGAACACCGCUCGACAAGCUCACCGCGCCGUCCUCGCCGGACGACACGAACACAGAGCCCCCGCGCGCGCUCGUGCUUCCAGUCGGCCCG